AUGGAUACACCAAAUAUACAAGCAGCUGGAUCCAGACCUAACAAAUCAACAUUUGAUCAAGCACCUCAAACCAGACAAGUAAUUCAAAACAAAUCUGAUAUUUUUGGAGUCAAUACUCCCGCACCUGCCCCACAAGUAUCAAGAUAAAGUGUAAGGCCUAAAACUGAUAUUUUCAGUAAUGAAAGUCAAGCACCUAAAUAAUCUGAAGUAAGAUAAAACAAAACUUUUUAAUCUUAAAUCUUUUAAUAAGAGGCUGUUCAAAAUGCACCACCACCUGCUCGUUCAAAUCAAACAUUUGAGAAUUCGCAACAAGAAGUGAAGAGAUAUUAGAAAAAAAAUAAUGACAAUAGAUAAGUUGACCAUGGAAAAGAUUUCCUAUUUGGGAAGAGUGAUUUUGAUGAAUACAAAUCUUUAAAAAGGGCAGCCACUUUGAGUGAGUUCAAACCAAAAUUAAAUUAUGAUCCAUAAAACAGAAGAAAUAAAGAACUCUAUGGCAAUGAAAUAGCUCGUGAUCAUCUACCAACUAAGGAAGUCAAUUUGGAAACUUCAAGCCCUUAAAAACCAAAGAAAUAAUAAUAAUAGCAAUAAGAAUAGAAUCCAACCAACAGAAAAUUGAUGGAAAAUCAAUCAAGUGUUUUCGGAGAAUCCGCUAAUAAGGCUGUGAAAAACUAAAAAGUAGAAAAACUGACCGCUUCCACUUAAAAAUGGAGUACUGUAGGAGGAUAAAGCAAUAAUCAAGUGAAAGAGUUUGAUCCUGAUACAUAUGCUAAAAACAGGAAGGAAGCUGAAUUGUAAUCGAGCGUAUUUGGUGAACAGCAAGUGAAGGUUUAACCAGCUCCAAUUCCAGAAUAAUAGGAAGAAUCUUAAACAUAAUAAUCUACAUCAUAACAGCAAUAAAAAGUCUAAAAGCCUAAGGAAAGAUUAAUUCCUAAUAAUUAAACAUGGUAAUAGACUGAUUCAGUUAAAAAUAUGAGAGAUUUUGAUCCAACCUAAUCUUAAAUUAAAGAAGAUGUUGAUGCCUCUUAAAAGAAAAUGGAUGCUCUUAAGUCAGCUAUGGAUUCUCAUCAAUUUGAAGCACAAUAGAUUCCAACUAACCAAAAAAUAUCAAAUAAACAUCUUAAAUAAAAAAAAGACAUCAUCUAAAGGGAAGAAAAAUUAACCAAAGAAAAAACAACAACAAAAACAUAAGCUAAGAAGAAAUGA
Molecule: messenger RNA, 1203 nt
Organism: Paramecium tetraurelia
Lineage: Eukaryota; Ciliophora; Oligohymenophorea; Peniculida; Parameciidae
Exons: 8
Source: RefSeq, a predicted model, not a curated record